Sebastes umbrosus (honeycomb rockfish) is the source of this 7301-nucleotide messenger RNA. Its product is annotated as NT-3 growth factor receptor-like. Lineage: Eukaryota; Metazoa; Chordata; Actinopteri; Perciformes; Sebastidae. The record is from RefSeq and is a predicted model, not a curated record. Gene Ontology annotation, biological process: regulation of phosphatidylinositol 3-kinase/protein kinase B signal transduction; multicellular organism development; cellular response to nerve growth factor stimulus. Gene Ontology annotation, cellular component: signaling receptor complex; axon; plasma membrane. Gene Ontology annotation, molecular function: transmembrane receptor protein tyrosine kinase activity; neurotrophin binding; neurotrophin receptor activity.
AACAGCGCUAGAGAGAGAGAGAGAGAGAGAUGGAGGGAUGACAUAAAACGAUGCAGAGAGGAGGAGAAGAGAAAAAGAAACCGGACUGCACGCGCUCACACCCCUUCAUGUCAUGGACUUGGAAUAUUUGGGGGAUUUCUUCUUCCAUCUUCUUCUUCUUCUUCCCUUUUUUCCUUCCCAGCGGUGUUUUCUGUAAAACGCGCAGAGGAGAUCCGUGACUGGCAUCAUGAACAUCUCUGACAUACCCACGCACCCGCACUAACACACACACACACACAUGGAUACGCACGGACAUGAAGGGGGAUAUAUAUUUUAAUUUAACAUUUGGACUCCAUUGAGAGACAUAAAGGUGAGGACACCGGUUACGCAUUCAGUCACACACCCACGUAUACGCGCAGGAGCGGACUAUGAACCAGAGGAUUUGACUCAUUUUUUCUCCUUUGCUGCUGCUGCUGCUGCUGCUGCAAAGUUGCGAAGAGAAUCCGUUGUUGCGCUCGAGUCGUGACAGACAGCAUGGAUGGAUCUGGUGCGUUAUUUGGCGCAUUGGGCGCCCGUCGCCCUCCCAGGAUCUGGUGCUGCUGGAUGCACAUCUGCUUUCUGCUCAGCUCAGUGUUCUUUCGCCACUACCUGAGCUCCUUGCUGGACUGUCCGCCCACCUGCACCUGCUCUCCCGUAGAGAUCCACUGCAAUAAGUCGGACAACAGCAAAUUCUUCCCGCUGCUGUCCUUCCAGGGCACCGAGAGCACCGGGAACAGCACCGGGAGCAUCGAGGACCCGUUCCAGAGCAUCGAGGACCUGUUCCAGAACAUCACCUCCUUUCACAUUGAGAACUGGACUGGUCUGCAGACCCUGAGGGAUGUGGACAUGGAGCUCUACACCGGCUUACAGAGGCUGACGAUUACGAGGAGCAACCUGCAUACGAUCCAGGCUCGUGUUUUCUCCAAGAACCCGCACCUGCGCUACAUAGACCUGUCCAAGAAUCCAGCAUUGACCACGUUGUCCUGGCAGAUCUUUGAACAUCUGCAGCUCUCUGAACUUCAUUUAGAGGAGGUGGUGUUUGCCUGCGGCUGUGGGAUUCGCUGGCUGCAGCUAUGGCAACAGAGAGGGGAGGCGGGGCUAAGCAGCCAACAGUUAUACUGUGCUGAUGGCUACAGUAAGAUCCUGCUGAACGAUAUGAACAUCAGCAAUUGUGAACUGCCAGAUAUCAGCGUCAGCCACAGCAACCUCACUGUAAUCGAGGGUGAUCGAGUAUCGGCGAUCUGUAACGGCUCUGGAUCUCCGUUACCUGAGGUGGACUGGCCUGACAACGGCCUGCACUCCAUCAAUGCACAAGAGGCCAGGGUCUACGACAACCACACCAUUCUUUCCAUCAACAUCACUUUGGUCAAUGUGAGCAGAGACGACAACAACUUCCUGCUAACCUGCACCGCCACCAACAUAGUGGGCAUGACCAACGCUUCCGUCCAGCUAACGGUUCACUUUCCUCCGUACAUCGUGAAGCUGAAGGAGCCAGAACGCCGCCAUGACACGUGCAUAGAGUUUACCGUUCGAGGAUCACCCCACCCGACCUUACGGUGGUACCACGAAGAGGAGGAAAUAUCCCACACUGACUAUGUGCGUCCUGACAUGGAUAUUUAUCAGGACUACAUAGAGGGCUGCCUGAACUUCAAGAACCCAACGCACCACAACAACGGCAACUACACUUUGGAGGCCAGCAACUACCUGGGUGUGGCCACCAGUACUGUCUACGGACACUUCCUGGACGGCCCCAUUGGUGUUACGAACGAAGAUUAUGAUUACGUCCCGACCGAAGAGACUCCCAAGCCUGACGAAGAUACUUUCGGGGUCUCCAUAGCAGUAGGCCUGGCAGGGUUUGCCUGUUUGAUGCUGUUGGUUCUAUUCCUUCUCAUCAACAAAUAUGGACGUCGCUCAAAGUUUGGCAUGAAAGGACCAGUAGCAGUGAUAAGCGGUGAGGAAGACUCUGCCAGCCCCCUUCAUCAUGUGAACCAUGGGAUUAUCAGCCCUUGUUCGCUGGAUUCCGGGCCGGAUGCUGUGGUGAUUGGAAUGACCAGGAUCCCCGUCAUAGAGAACCCACAGUACUUCAGACAUGGACACAACUGUAACAAACCCACCACCUAUGUUCAGCAUAUUAAACGGAGGGACAUUAUUCUGAAGAGGGAGCUCGGAGAAGGAGCCUUCGGCAAGGUCUUCCUGGCUGAAUGUUACAACCUGAGCCCCACCAAGGACAAGAUGCUGGUAGCUGUAAAGACUCUGAAGGACCCCACUCUUGCAGCCAGGAAGGAUUUCCAGCGCGAGGCUGAGCUGCUGACCAACCUCCAGCACGAGCACAUAGUGAAGUUCUACGGAGUGUGCGUGGACGGAGACCCUCUCAUCAUGGUCUUUGAGUACAUGAAGCACGGAGAUCUCAACAAGUUUCUCAGAGCCCACGGGCCAGACGCCAUGAUCCUGGUGGAUGGACAGCCUCUGCAGACCAACGGGGAGCUGGGUCUGUCCCAGAUGCUUCAUAUAGCCAGUCAGAUCGCAGCCGGGAUGAUCUACUUGGCGUCUCAACACUUUGUGCACCGAGAUCUGGCAACCAGGAACUGCUUGGUGGGGAACGGCCUUCUGGUGAAAAUAGGCGACUUUGGCAUGUCCAGAGACAUUUACAGUACGGAUUAUUACCGGGUGGGAGGUCACACCAUGCUGCCUAUCCGCUGGAUGCCUCCAGAGAGCAUCAUGUACAGGAAGUUCACCACAGAGAGUGGUUGGAGCUUCGGAGUCAUCCUGUGGGAGAUCUUCACUUACGGCAAACAGCCGUGGUUCCAGCUCGCCAAUAAUGAGGUGAUCGAGUGCAUUACUCAGGGCCGGGUACUGGAGCGCCCCAGGCUCGGUCCCAAGGAAGUCUACGAUAUGAUGCUGGGCUGCUGGCAGAGGGAGCCGCAACAGCGCCUCAAUAUUAAAGACAUUCAGAAGAUGCUGUUUACGAUGAUGAAAGCCACACCGGUCUAUCUGGACAUACUGGGAUAGGAAUGGAUACAAGGGGGAAAGGAAUUGGAUGUAUUUUAGGUCGGACUAAAUCUUCACUGGAAUAGGAAUGAGUACACUGGAUCAGAGGGGAAAUGGAUCACCUUGGAGCUUGGAGAUCGCAGCAUAGUCUGUGAUGGAACCAUGUGAAUUGGGAUUUGGAAUGGACUUUACCGUGCAUCAAACUGCCCGACAUAUAAAGGAUUGGGAUGAACAAAUUAAAGUGGAGUAAUGGUUGUUAAACUGGAUUUGAACUGGAUUACAUUGAAUUGCAUCGCAGUAUAAUCAAAGGAAAUGUCUUUGGACCUUACCUAAAUGGUUGGGUCUAGGCUUGUUAGGUCCAGUCUUGCUCCUUUUCGGAAUGAACUCAUGACUAAAAAAGACUUGACUAUGAAGAUCGGAUGCAUCAAACUGGACUAUACUGGAUUAACCUGAUUGAAUUGGUCUGGUGUGGUUUCAUUUUCUUAUCCGGAUAAUUUAGGCACCGUCAUUUCCUAGCCUACGUGUCCUCAUCUCAUCCUGUCUAAAUCAGUGCAGUUUUUGGUUCUAUCUCGAUGAAAGCCUGACCUAGCCUGGUAGAAUCUGGCUCGGAUUGGUUUUAUUUCAAAUAUCCUGCCCUAAAUUAUAUUGACCUCACCCUAACGUGGUUUUAUCUGUGUCCCUCGGUAAAUCAGGCAUGGGUUGGUUUUUGGUUCAAUUUAAGCUAGGUUUCACAAACCCUAAAUUGUAGCCAUCUCAAUUUGCUAGGCCUUAUUUGGCUUGUAUUUUUGGCCUGGUCCUCACACAGUAAAGCAUCCUCGACUUCCACUGUGUAAUAUAGAAGUUCAGGAGAAGGACCUGCACAGAGUAAUCUAAAGAAAUCUCUGUGCUUUUUAAAGAAAUGGAUGUUUGUGUGUUCCAGGAUAACUUACCCAGGCUUGCUAUUCAUUCUUGGCCAGACUGGACUCAAUGCCCCUGGAAGAUCUUGAAGUACUAAGCAUGUCUGUUAAGUAAAUCUGUUAGGGUUAAAAUCCUAUUUAAUGACUACUUUUGGGGGGGGGGGGGAGACAUUUGUCUGCUUCGGAUGAAAUGUUUUAUUCCAAAAUGAUGAUCACAAUGUUUGAUGGGUAGUAAAACCACGGAGAGAGCAACUGAAGUGCUGCAUCAUUUCAUUUUGGGACCUUUUUUUGGAAUGACUACUCCUGAAACCAGCAGCAUUGUCGUGGUUGUGACCGGAAUUAUCCUGAUACAAACGUCAAAGAAAGAGACUAAAAUGCUAAACCACCACAUUCUAGACAGCAAUCAGUAAAAAGGACCAGGCGGUUCUGGCUUAGCGUUAAAGGGAAUGCGCUGUUCACAUGACCCCAUCCAUCAGGACAGGUUUCAUUUUUCCAACACUGUUCAUUGAAAAAUCGAGGGAGUGGGUCAACAAGAAAGGACAAACGUGCAUAGAUUAAAAGUGUCACGUGCAGCAGCCGCUGUGUUCUUAAGUGCUAGUUCAAUGUCAGCACGCUUCAGUGUUUCCAUCUGCAAAGCCUUCAUAGAUAUUAUACCUUCUAGUCCUGGACUCACUGAGCUCUUCACUUACUGCAAGACCCUGACCAGACCUUCCAAUCCUGAGCCUGGAAGUGUGGCCUGAGUGACUGUCUGUCGCCAUUGAGAUGGACCUAAGUGCCUCGUACUUCUUUCUAAACACUGGGAACUCAAAAAAAAAAAAAAAAUAGUCUUUCAAAAUAAGAGCACUUUUACAUUUUGUUUAUCUGCUUACAAAAUGUACACUAGCUGUAAACCUUCCUCAUUUUUCUUACAAACUUUCAGCACACUAUGUAUUGCAAAAACUCAAAAACAGAAAUAAAAUGAUGAAAAUGAUACAGAAAAAAAUAAAAAAAUAACCCCUGGGGGAAAAGCAAAAACUAAUGAGAAAAAAAAAAAGCUUUUUUGUACCCUUUGCAGCUUGACGAGAACGUUGAACUACCCAAGGUGAAGUUACAGUUUGUUUGGAAAACAAAAUACAUAUUCUAUAUAUUUUUAUUUAUUUGUAUUUUAAAAUCAAAGAGUGGACCUCUGCCAUGCUCCAAAGCCAUUGGAAUAUUCUGCCACUGGGUAGGAAAGGAACUGAUCACCACUAAACGAUAAACAAUUGGCUGGGAGGAAGCCUUCAAGGAUUACUUAAAAGAAGCCUUUCUGUGUAGUGUUAUACAUACCUGGAUCCACUCUGACGUCAGCGAGCAACAGCAGCAACAGGAAGUGUGAACUGAAAUGAUAACGGAGCUACCAGUCAAUGAACAAAAUCUUUUUAAAAAGAAUGUACAUACUUGUAAAUCUCUCCGUCUUGAGAUAUGUUAACUUAUUUCCUUUUUCUGGAGUUUGAUUAUUUUUUAGCUUCUUGGUGUGUUGUUAUAUGGUUCAGUGAAAGCCAAUAGAUAUUUUGAUAAUAUUUCUUUCUAGUUGUAAUUACUGUUAUUAUUUACUUCAUUUUAGUCACACAAUGUCUUUUCAACAUUUUAACAUAGAUAAUCUGCAUUUAAAUCAUUUCUGUUCAUUGUUAGUUGCUCAUUUGAUGAUAAAUCAGGACAGUAGAGGAAAGAUGUAAAAUUAUUGGGCCAGAGUUUUUAUUAAUCUGCUCAGAGUGCAAGUAGUGUUCUAGGAUCAGAACAUGGUCACCAGGACAUUCUUCAAUUUCUAAGGGGAACAGUUAAACAUUUGGGGAUUUUACUUUGCCAUUCAUCACUCUGAGUCGGAUUCAAAGAUUUGUGUCAUCUCUGUGUGUCCGCUAAAUGAUGUGUUUAGCCUAUUCAGGAUAAAGUGUGGAACCAAGGGGGAACUGUUAGCCUAUAGCUCCCACAAAGGUGAAGAAAAUCAUAGAUCUUCAAACUAUUCUGAAUCUGUCUUCUCAACUAACUGGGAAUGGGUUGUACGAGAAGCUAGCGACAUUUGUCAAAAAUGUUGGAACUGUUUCAGAAAUAUUAUUCAACAUCUGUCUUUUAUUUUGGCCAUUUUGGCCUUUCUCUGUAACUGUAAUCAUUUAUUACACUGUACUUUGUUCACGUUUCUCUCUCUCUCUCUCUCUCUCUCUCAUUCUCUCUCUCUCUUUCAAUAUAUAUAUAUGCUGUAUGUAUAUAUACAUAUGUCUACAUGUCUCUCCAUCCUUGCAUACUUUUUUGAGAUUUGCUCUUGCAGGUGACUGAUACAUAUUUUUGAUUUAAUCUUACCAGUAAUGACAAAUCAGGGCAUGUGGUCGUUAGCUAGACACGGUUUGAUAUUCUGUCAAAGGCAAAGACAUUGGAUCAGUGAUCAAAUACUGAGUUUAGCAUUGGGUGUCUGACAAGGCCUAUGGAAAGGCAGCUGGGUCAUUGGCGGACAUGGGUCUUGGGGUAUGGGGGUAUAACACAUGCGCAGUGUAACUGAAGCUGCGGUCGUGCGUUGCGAUUGGCUCAAUUUCGGCGAGUGCAGGCCAGAUUUUACUGCACAUGUGUUAUACCCAUAAAGAUAUGACGCGUUGAUGACGCAUGAUCCAUACUCCUUUCCAUAGGCCUUGGUCUCUGAGCCCUAUUUUCCAGCUGACGUCUUGAAACAAUCAGUAAAAUCUAUCAGUCUUUACUCAAUGACACAAACCAGCAAUCAAAAGGGCAGCGCUCCGUCCAUUAGCUUGACACACGAAACCCACACUAAACUAUAGAUGAGUCAACUUAAUGGCAAAAUGGCAAACAUUUGCUAAUUUUUCUUCUUUUUUUUUUUUAGCUAAAUUAUAGCCAUAACUGUAUUAAUGUGUCAUCUGUGUAUGGGGUCAUAAGGCCACAGGUUGAGAAGACUAGGAAAGGUUUAGCAUGGUCUGAUAGCUGUGAUAUAUCUUCAUGUAAAACCACUGUCAUACUACUCAGUGUACUGUACCGUUUGAUUGUCAUGUAUCUGAUGUUGUCUCAGAACUAGUUACUCAAAAGUGCUCAAAUAAUUUAACUUCAAAUUUUCACCUGGCAUUUAAGUUGUAAUGGAGAUGAAAAUGUAUUAAGAUUGAACACCUGUGCUGCCUGUGGAGAUAGUAUGGGUAAAUCAGAUUCCAAUUUGUGUGCAGCCUCGGGUUUUUACUGAAUUACACGGUCAUGUACAAAUUAUGACCACAAUGCCAGGAUGAAAUAGGGCCAAAGUUAUCUUACAGCUUGUAUAAACCUCGCCCAGUGUGUGAACGUCUUUCCUUCUAAGCCCUUUCAAGAACUGCAGUGUGAUACCAUUACUAGUGUAAUUAAAAGUGGCUGUUUUCUGAUUUAACUGUAACCAUAUUAAACGGCAAUAUUCCACAA